Melopsittacus undulatus (budgerigar) is the source of this 476-nucleotide messenger RNA. It is a transcript of the gene WDR83OS, whose product is annotated as WD repeat domain 83 opposite strand. NCBI's taxonomy places the organism in Eukaryota, Metazoa, Chordata, Aves, Psittaciformes, Psittaculidae. Gene Ontology annotation, cellular component: endoplasmic reticulum membrane. The transcript has 4 exons. Gene Ontology annotation, biological process: protein insertion into ER membrane. The record is from RefSeq and is a predicted model, not a curated record. Gene Ontology annotation, molecular function: protein folding chaperone. Bases 108 to 413 code for a protein of 101 amino acids.
AAUAGGAACCAAUAGGAACCAAUAGGAACCAACAGGAACCGGAAGUAGCCGGAAGGAGCCAAUAGGAACGCAGUGACCGGUUACUUCCGGAGGCGGAGACGGAGCCAAUGGCGGAUCCGAGGCGGACAGCGCGUGUGGCAAGGUAUAAGCCACCAGCAGCAGAGACCAACCCAGCCCUGGAGGACCCAACACCUGAUUACAUGAACCUGCUGGGGAUGGUGUUCAGCAUGUGCGGCCUGAUGCUGAAGCUCAAGUGGUGUGCUUGGGUCGCCGUCUAUUGCUCCUUCAUCAGCUUUGCCAACUCCCGGAGCUCUGAGGACACCAAACAGAUGAUGAGCAGCUUCAUGCUCUCCAUAUCAGCUGUGGUGAUGUCCUAUCUACAGAACCCACAGCCCAUGUCCCCCCCAUGGUGAUGUCCUAAUGCAGGACCCAUAACCUAUGGGACCCACAACCUGCAGACCCACAUCCCAUAUCCC